This is a messenger RNA of Drosophila bipectinata, 453 nucleotides long. It is a transcript of the gene COX7A, whose product is annotated as Cytochrome c oxidase subunit 7A. Gene Ontology annotation, biological process: regulation of oxidative phosphorylation; mitochondrial respirasome assembly; mitochondrial electron transport, cytochrome c to oxygen. The record is from RefSeq and is a predicted model, not a curated record. NCBI's taxonomy places the organism in Eukaryota, Metazoa, Arthropoda, Insecta, Diptera, Drosophilidae.
ACACUUUCUCCAAAGACGUCAAACAGCUGUCAUAAUUUUUCGCCCAGGAAAACUCUUCUCGCGUUUUGCUAAAUUAUAAAAAUAAACCUAAGCAAAAUGAUGAACUUGUCGAGAGCUGUUGUCCGUAGCUUCACCACCACCGCUGGCCGUCGCUCUGCCGCCGUGCCCAAGGACCAAAUCGAGAAGGGCUACUUCGAGAUCCGCAAGGUGCAGGAGCAUUUCCAGAAGAAGGACGGCAAGCCUGUUUUCCUGAAGGGAUCCGCCGUCGAUCAGGUUCUGUACCGCAUCACAGUGGCCCUCGCCCUGGUCGGCAUCGGCGGCAUGGGCAAGCUCUUCUACGAACUGAGCGUACCCAAGAAGGAAUAAGAUGUGUAGGAGUGAUCCCUAAGCUAAGCCACAAAAUCCGUGAUCCAACCCACAUUUGUUUUGCAGUGUAGUUGCCUUAUAUUUCGU